GUAUUACCUACAAUAUAAAAUAGCAGUCAAAACAACACGAUGUUUAAUAUGGUACGAAAAUGAAUAGAGUACAUCUUUUUUAUCGACUUUACUAAUUGUAAGAAGUAUGAUGGGUGUUUACAAUAUUCUCUAUUAUUAAUAUAGUAAUAUAACGUUUAACAUCAUGCCUAUUCUAAGGAAAAAAUCUAGCAAAAAAGUAAAUGUGGAAAAUGGCAAUGACAAUUUGAUUGGAGAUAUAACAAUCAAUGACUUUGCAAAUUCAUCACGGAUACACACAAGAUUUAAAAAAGCAAUAAUAAAUGUGUCCUCUGAAGUGAGACAAAAAAUAACAAUAGAUGAAGAAGGUUUUUUGAGUGAAAUGAAUGAAAAUUAUCAAAAUAAUUUGUAUGAUUCAAAUAAGUCAAAGAAAAGUACUAAAGGAGUUUUAACAAAUCAAAGAAAUAAAAAGACAAAUUAUUUUAAAAAAGAGGAACAAGAAGGUAUAGAUUAUCCAUUAGAUAUAUGGUUUAUUAUAUCUGAAUAUAUUAGUCCUGAGGCUGUAGGAAAAUUUGCUCAAAUAUGUAAAAGUUCUUAUUAUGUAGUUUCAACUGGAAAAUUUUGGUUUCAUUUGUAUAAAUCUUAUUAUAAAUUUGUUCCUGGUUUACCAGAACGUUUACAACCACAAUGUAUGGUUCGUACUCAUGGACUUCGAGCUUGUGUCAUCAGAACAUUACAUUAUACUUAUUUUGCUUUGAAAAGAAAAGUUGAUGAUGUAUCCUAUUUAAGACAAGAUGAACCACAUUCACUUGUAAAAAGACAGUGCUGUCUUAUGUGGCAUAAAGAAGGAAAAAUGCGUUGGUAUUUCUAUUUCAAAUUAAAAGAAUUGCCAAAAACUACAAAUAAUUUAUUAAAACAAAAAAAAAAUACGAACGGUAAAAAAACAGAUUUUAUUGAAAUGUUGGAAGAUGUAGCUGUGAAUAUAGAAGAAGGUUGUAAAAUACUUCGGGUAACUUGUUUAAAAUAUAGUAUGUUACCACCUGUAAUUGGUUUGAUCUUACAGUCAGUAUCAAUGACUUUAAUGCCUGGUUUUAAAGAUCAUCGAUUACAACUUGGAUUUGGAACAUCAGAUAUUCCUAAUACAUUAACAAACCAAGUUAUUUUGAAUGAAGUUGUUAAUUAUCAAAUUUUAGAUUGGUGGCAUCCAACUUAUCCUCAUCAAGAUUCAAUAAUUUCCAUUGAAUUGCCACAAAGUGAUUCUUGGGAUCAAAGUUUAAUAUAAAAAGAAUUUAAUAUUUUAUAUAAAUCAUAAAUAUGAUUUCUGUAAUAUAAAUAUGUUUAUGUAAAUAAUAUAUGUCUAUUAAGCAAAUAAUUUGGAUAUUUGUUCUUCAAAA
Molecule: messenger RNA, 1370 nt
Organism: Apis florea (little honeybee)
Lineage: Eukaryota; Metazoa; Arthropoda; Insecta; Hymenoptera; Apidae
Gene: fsd
Product: transmembrane protein fates-shifted
Biological process (GO): regulation of protein stability
Cellular component (GO): SCF ubiquitin ligase complex
Source: RefSeq, a predicted model, not a curated record